UGAGGCAGCAGAGAAAACACCGCUACCCUGCCCCCAGCGCUUACAGAAGACACAGAUGAAAUGCACGGACGGCCCGAUGGAGAGAAGCACAAAUCAACACUUAGAGUUCAGAACCUGGCCGGUGGGAGGGCCGUGAGAGGCAGGCAAAGCCACCCUGCCGGGAGCCCUCUGCCUUCAAAACCUCAGGCAAACUGCCAACCCACGUGACUUGUCCCUCUGCCGCAGCUUGUCGCCUCUGUGCCUAUGUGCCAGGUGACUUCCCAUCCCAAGCCGUUCCCGGCUACAGACAUCUACACCUCUUCAGGGAGCAUCAAGGUCAGAGGCAAGGCCUUGGGACUUCGCUGAAGGAUCCCUCAAAGCUGGCAGCAGCCAACCAGCGCAGGGAUAUGAGAUGGCGCUGCCGUCGCCAUCUACAUUUCUGUUCCCAUCCUGUCUUCGUCACGACCCCCACCAUCGCCGCCGUCACCACCACCACCAUCGCCAUCACAACCACCUCCAGCACCACCACUACCUCUACCGACUCUACAACGAGCAUCGCCCCACAGUUGCUGCCACCAAGCUCAUCGCCAUCAGUCACCCCCCCCAUCAUCACCGUCAAUUCCAUGCCCAGCUCCACCACUGUACUCAACUUCAUCAUCACCGCGAUCGCCAUCGCCACCACUGUCACCACCACCGCCAACACCACCAUCGCCCUCACCGACAUCACCACCAUCACUGAUGUCAUCGUCAUCAUCGUCACCAUCACCAACAUCACCACCUUCUUCGACAUCAUCACGAUCAACAUCGUCAUCACCGUGAUCACUGUACUUACCAGAAUACCAUCCCCGGCCUGACCAGAAUUACCAGUGUCAAUGCUGCCAUCACCACCCCAGGGCCAUCUCACCAUCCCGACACCACCAUCAACGUCUUUGCCACAACAACCGUUGAUACUAUCAUCGCCACCGUUGCUG
Mesocricetus auratus (golden hamster) is the source of this 950-nucleotide messenger RNA. Its product is annotated as cell wall integrity and stress response component 4-like. NCBI's taxonomy places the organism in Eukaryota, Metazoa, Chordata, Mammalia, Rodentia, Cricetidae. The record is from RefSeq and is a predicted model, not a curated record. The transcript has 2 exons. Bases 387 to 833 code for a protein of 148 amino acids.